Panicum virgatum (switchgrass) is the source of this 4502-nucleotide messenger RNA. RefSeq names its product serine/threonine-protein kinase Nek8-like. Gene Ontology annotation, molecular function: protein kinase activity; ATP binding. The record is from RefSeq and is a predicted model, not a curated record. The transcript has 8 exons. Lineage: Eukaryota; Viridiplantae; Streptophyta; Magnoliopsida; Poales; Poaceae. The coding region runs from base 240 to 2186 and encodes 648 amino acids. Gene Ontology annotation, biological process: protein phosphorylation.
CUGUACCCAGUUACCCACUGGGUUGACUCAGAUCAACUCACAACCACGCAUAGUGCUCGUCCCUACCAUUAGUCAUUUGAUUGGUCAGCACAGCACGGUGGCUUAUCCCAUUCUUUCCGGAUCCAGCACCUCUGCAAGCCUCAAGAUCUUCUCCAGGCCUGCACGCUGGGGAAGACAAGUAGAUGUUUGCGAUCAUGUGAUAGUGCUUCUUCUGCAGUCAAAAUUUUGUUUAAAAGAAAAUGGACGGUGACUCUAGCAGAUGUGGCAAGCUGGAGAGCAUAUUACAAGAUGGAAGUUUAGAACCACACCAUCUACCACUAGGAUAUUUGAGAAACAUCACAAACAACUUCUCCGAGGAGCGGGUACUUGGUGAAGGUGGUUUCGGCACGGUAUAUAAGGGAGUGCUACCAAAUGGGAAAACGAUUGCUGUGAAAAAAUUCAAUUCGUCAUCUCCAGGAGUUAAGGAUAGGCAUUUUGAGAAUGAAGCCUCUCAUCUUACGAGGCUUAAACACCCAAAUAUAGUGUUACUUGUAGGCUGGUGUUCUGAAACAGAGAAUAUAUAUGUACAGUACAAUGGGAAAUACAUCUGCGCCGAGAAGUCAGAAAGGUUGCUUUGCUUGGAGUACAUGCCUAAAGGAAACCUUCGUGGGUAUCUUUCAGAUGAAGCGUCCGGACUUGGUUGGGACACACGCUACAAAAUAAUCGAGGGCAUUUGUUGUGGUUUACAUUAUCUACACGAGGAAUGGCAACAUAGUACCCCUAUUAUUCACAUGGAUCUAAAACCUGCAAACAUAUUGCUUGAUGACAAUAUGGUGCCUAAAAUUGCGGACUUCGGCUUGUCCAGACUCUUCAGUGAUGAGAAAACUUGGACUUGCACCAUAAAUCGUGAUGGAACAUUAGGUUACAUGGCGCCGGAAUACAUAAACAAAGGUCUAAUCACAACAAAGUCAGACGUAUUCAGUUUGGGUGUUAUAAUCAUAGAGAUAGUGACCGGACACAGGAACUAUCCAGACGAGAACUGUCCAGACCAGACUCCCCAGGUAAUAAAGAAAUGGAGAAAUAGGCUGCAAAAGACAACGAGUGAUGAAGAACUUUAUUAUUACCAGCAAAUAAGAAGAUGCAUUCAGAUAGGUCUGGUCUGUGUGGACCUUGAUGGAUCCAAAAGACCAACAACAAGCCAAAUUAUCAAGAUGCUUCACGUAGAAAGUGCAGAUUUAAGCGGGAGAAAAAGGCAAGUAUACCCGUGCCAUAUGCAUGUGGGCGAUUCUGGGCGUGGAGUGCGGGGAGAAGAAGCGGGACCAGGACCCGAGGGGGAGAUGGGAGGUGCAGAGCGCGCGCAAGAUGGCGAGAGGCGAGGCCUGAAAUGCUGUGCCCCACCACUCUACGGUAAUGGAGGAGGAAGCGCAAGCGGGGGCGGAGCGCAGACGCCAGCUGCUGUGGUGCAGCACGGUGGCGUGGUAGCGAUGGUGGGGUGGACGCGCUCGGCCGGGGCACACGCGGAGGAGGCGUCGCCGGCGGGUGCCGCCUCGGUGAGCCACAUCACUUCCCGCAGGACAGGGGUGACGGUGGGGUGCACGUGCUCGGCCUGGGCGCACGUGGCGGAGGUGUGGACGCGCUGGACUGGGGUGGGGAGGACGCGCGCGGGGCAGGCGGCAGCGCGAGCGGUGGAUGCACCGAUGCGUGAUGCGGAUGCACGGUCACGCGCGGCGGGGCAAGCGGCAGCGCGCGCGGCGGAUGCACGGGUGCUUGCUGCGGGCGCGGCGGAUGCACGGGGGCGCGCGGCGGAUGAGCGGGCACGUGCCACGACGCGCGCGGCGGAGGAGCGGGCUCGCUCGGCGGCUGAGCGGACCCGCAUAGCGGAUGAGCGGGCACGCACCACGAUGCGCGCGGCGGUGGAGCGGGCUCGCGCGGCGGCUGAGCGGACCCUCAUAGCCGACGAGCGGGCGCGUGCCACGAUGCGUAUGGUGGAGGAGCGGACAUGUGCGGCGGAGCGCAUGGCGGAUGAGCGAGCCCAUGCGGCGGACGAGCGGGCGCGCGCGAUGGAGGAGCGGUCGGCCAGGGCAGAGGCUCGCUCGGCCAGGGCGGCGGUGGCGGCGGGGUGGACGCGCUCGGCCGGGGUGGGCACAGCGGAGUCGUGGCUGGCUGAUCACCGGUACCCGUCAAGCAGGAGCAACUGCAUGCAGUAGAGGGUAUGCGCGGGGAGGUGAGGAAAAAAUUACUUCGCAGAAACAUUCUGGAAUAUGCAAUUUCUAUGAAUCAACAUUUAGUCGCACCUCCUUGGAUCCUGGCAUAUGGGUUCAAUGUGAGAGGUAAGGCAGACCCAAUAUUAGUGAUAAAUGCUUACAAUUAUUUUCUAUCUUGUACUAUUAGAGAUGCACAUGCCACGGGCAUAUGUUUUAAAAAAAACAAUAAAUUAGAUAUUUAUAUUAUAUAAAAGACACACAUAAAACCAACUCUUAUUUGGUCUAAAGUAGCUUAAACAUAAAGUGAUCUACAGUAAUUUAUUGAUACAUCAACAACCCACCAUUAUUAGAUAACUGUCUCGCUUGAGCAUUAUUGGUUGUGUUCAUCUUUAGCAGGAUUGUUGUGAAAGGCGUGAUCGAAACAUGCACUCAUACAUAGUUUUUAGCACAGGAUAAUGGCUCUCACGAUCUGAAUGCUGCGUAGCAUAUGAAUUUUUAAUCUCAUCAUAAUGUGCAGCAACAAGAUUAAUGCUUUCAUGCACAUCAUCAGCAGAGCGUAUACCGUUUCUAACACCUCUAAAAAAAUGCGGAUAGAUCUUUUGCUUUAAAUUAAACUUUACUCCCUCCAUCUCAAAUAACGAUGUUUGAAGACAUUCUAGGUGGUCUGCCGAUUCUAGAAGAACCCUGCGCGCACUUGCCCAGACGGGUCCCUCCCAGACGAGUGUUCGUCGGACGUUCGCUGGUUUUCCCAUCAGACAUUCGCUGGUUUUCCCAGCGAACCAGUCUGACCGAUCUUCUUGACCGGCCUGAUCGCCCUGCGUAGGAGGCGCUGCAUCGAGCCCCUCCUUGCGCCGCACAUGCUAGUGCGAUUGUGUGUUGGUCCAAAAAAAGCAUCAACACUUCUGUUGAAUCCAACUCGAGCCGUCGAGCCUCAUCUGCUUCGCCCUCUUGGUAUGCUUCAACUCUUGGAGACUUCCACAUUAUAUCUGAAGGGAGAAUAGCUUCUGAUUUGUACGUUAGGAAGAACGGGGUUUGACCUGUUGCCUUGCUGGGCCGAGUGCGCAGCCCCAGAUAACAUGUGGUUGCUCAUAAAUCCACUUGCCUCCUUUCUUGGUAUUUGCAUCGUAAACCCUUUUCUUCAAUCCAUAAAGUAUUUGGCCGUCAAUACGCUCAACCUGGCCAUUGGCACGCGGAUGGGCAACAGACACAUACUUGACGUCGAUGCAGGCAUUCUCGCAAAAUUCCCAGAAGGAUUGGGAAGUGAAGUUUGAACCCAAAUCUGUGAUGAUAGUGUGAGGGAAGUCGAACCGGUACAAGAUGUCGCAGAUGAAAUCGACUGCUCUGUCUGCCGAGAUCUUGGUGAUUGGCUUGUACUCGAUCCAUUUGGUAAACUUGUUGACUGCCACCAAUACAUGAUUAAACCCUCCUGGCCCUGUGGUUAAAGUUCUGAUCAUGUCCAAACUCCAACAGGCGAACGGCCAUGAUGGAGGGAUCGUGAUCAGGUUGUGAGCUGGGACGUGUGCUUUGCUUGUCGAAGUAUUGACAUCUUGCGCAUCACCGAACGUGGUCUUCUGCAUCUAUCAAGGCUGUUGGCCAAAAAAAUCCUGAUCUGUAAGCCUUCUCGACCAGAGUUCUUGACGCUGCAUGGUUUCCAUAGGAUCUGUCAUGAAUUUCAUCAAGAUACUUCUGCUUUCUUCGAUGGUGACACACUUCCUGAGUAUUCCAGAGGCAAAUCGCUUGUAAAGCUUAUCCCCAACCAGAAUGAAUCAUUUGCUUCGGCGCACGAUGGUUGCUGCUUGAAUGCCUUCUGGAUCAACAUCUGGUGGUAGCUUGAAUUCUCUGAUGAAGUCGAUGAAGGAUGUCCGCUAAUCUUCCUUAAUCAUCAUAACCUCUCGACUGGUAGGCGAAGCCUCCUUGUUGGUGGUUGAAUGAUUUGGUAAGUUGACGGAGGGGUGGCGCAACUCAUGUAGAAAUACUCGUAUUCUGCUUCAUUGUUAGAGACUUUGAACAAUAUCUGGAACACAUACUUGAGUUGUUCUCCUCUGGGAGAAAUGAAAAGAACUCCGGUGUCGCCCGCUUCGAGCUUGAGGAAACCAUUAAAGUACAUCACCCAAUGCUACUUAUUUAGUUUGUUUUGGAAAUUGGAAUCUAGGAACAUGUAACGCUGAGCUGCAUGGUGGAGAAGUGAUUUUCUUUUUGUCCUAUUCAAUCUUGGGUCCUUGGCUUGAAGGUUGGUUGCUGGAAUAGAACACCAUAUUGUUUUGCAACUGAAAUUAUUUAUUACUAUGGAAAUGCACACAUACCCUGGCUGUUUAUUCA